Molecule: messenger RNA, 452 nt
Organism: Rhizophagus irregularis DAOM 181602=DAOM 197198
Lineage: Eukaryota; Fungi; Glomeromycota; Glomeromycetes; Glomerales; Glomeraceae
Source: RefSeq, a predicted model, not a curated record
CCACCUUUUCUCAAAAUGAUAAUGGUUUUAAAAUGGAAUUGGAGGAUGAUUCUUUAGAAGAAUCAUCUCGAAAAUGACAUAGAGAAGAGUUAGAUUGUGAUAACAUUUUGUCUGAUAUGGAAUCAGCAGAAGAGGAAGAGGAAGAGACAGAAAGAGAUGAAAGCCCUAUCCAAGUAGAAGACAGAGACAUAUGCACUAAGCGAAAUGAUAUGAAUCAAGAGUUAAAAAAUAUUUUAUCAAAAGUAUUUGUAAAUGCUUCGCUAGAGUGUUAUGAUGAAAUGGAAAAGGCUUAUUAUUCAGCUAAUUUUCUACCUGUAUGUUUUAACUGUGGUUCAUCUGAAUAUAUUACGCCUGUACCUGAAAAACAAUAUUCUUACUGUGAAGCGUACACCACAGAUCUAAACGUAUCGAUUAAAACAGACAAUAUUUUACAUCCAGCCGGUGUUAUAUGA